This is a messenger RNA of Eublepharis macularius, 5691 nucleotides long. It is a transcript of the gene NELFA, whose product is annotated as negative elongation factor complex member A. Gene Ontology annotation, biological process: negative regulation of transcription elongation by RNA polymerase II. The record is from RefSeq and is a predicted model, not a curated record. Bases 224 to 1822 code for a protein of 532 amino acids. Lineage: Eukaryota; Metazoa; Chordata; Lepidosauria; Squamata; Eublepharidae. Gene Ontology annotation, cellular component: NELF complex. The transcript is spliced from 11 exons.
UUCCCUGCUCCCCUCCCGUGUGGAGAAGAGGCGCCAUUAUUGUGUACGGCAAACUCGAGCGGCCCGGUCUUUCUUAGGGCGCAGCCAUUUCAAGCUCUCCGCCGCCUACCUCUCGGUCUCCCACCAAGGGCGACGCCAUUUUGCAUUACGGAUAGGAAGGCGGCCCACAAGGGGCUGGGGCCUCAUCCUCCCCCCCUCCCUUUUUUGUAGGUGUCUUCAUAAAAUGCCCGCCGAGAGUCCCCCUUUUUUCCCGCUCCGCUCCAAGAUGGCGUCGAUGCGAGAGAGCGACACUGGCCUGUGGCUUCACAACAAGCUGGGCUCCACCGACGAGCUGUGGGCGCCGCCGAGUAUCGCCUCGCUGCUCACCGCCACGGUCAUCGACAACAUCCGUCUCUGCUUCCACGGCCUCUCCUCGCCCGUCAAGCUCAAGCUGCUGCUGGGGACGCUGCACCUGCCCCGCCGCGCCGUGGAUGAGAUGAAAGUUGCACUGAGUGACAUUAUCCAGCUCGCUACCUUGGAUUCAGACCCCUGGGUCUUAAUGGUAGCUGAUAUUUUAAAAUCCUUUCCAGAUACUGGCUUCCUUAAUCUUGAUCUGGAAGAACAGAAUCCCAAUGUUCAGGAUAUUUUAGGUGAACUGCGAGAUAAAGUGAGCGAAUGUGAAACUUCUGCGAUGUUGCCAUUGGAGUGCCAGUACUUAAAUAAAAAUGCCUUGACCACAUUGGCUGGACCACUAACUCCCCCAGUGAAACAUUUCCAGUUGAAAAGAAAACCAAAAAGUGCUACUCUCCGGGCUGAACUCUUGCAGAAGUCUACUGAAACUGCUCAGCAGCUCAAGAAAACAGCCGGAGUGCCUUUCCAUGCCAAAGGAAGGGGGUUGGUCAAAAAAAUAGAUACAACAACACCGCUCAAAGGAAUACCAAAGCAAGCACCAUUCAGGAAUCCCACCGCCCCAAGCGUGUUUAGCCCUGCUGGAAACAGAACUCCCAUUCCUCCUUCAAGAACUCCUGUGUGCAAAGAAAGAGGAGUAAAGUUUCUACCUAUAAAAGAGCUGGAUAUGGUUGGAGCUGGCCGGGAAGCAAAAAGAAGAAGAAAGACCGUAGAUGCAGAAGUGGUGGAAAAACAAGCAAAAGAAGAAACUGUUGUAGAAAAUGCCACUCCCGAUUAUGCUGCAGGGCUGAUGUCCACUCAGAAACUUGGCGCGUUGAAUAAUGAGCCUGCCCUGGCUUCUACGAGUUACUUACCUGCAGCACCCAGUGUUGUGCCAUCUUCCUCUUACGCUCCAAGUUCUGACACACCGACAGCUGGAUCCAUUCGAGAACCCUUGCAAGCUAAAGAAGAGCCUGCUACUCCUCCUGCCAAUGCUGUCCCCACUAAGUUCAAGCAAAGGACUCCCAUGUACAACAGUAAUACAAAUACAGCUGCCACUACUCCAGCCUCUCCUGUGACACCUCCCACCACGUCUCCAGCAGCACAAGCGCCGCAGGCAGCUCCUCAGACUCAACAGGCCCCCCCUCCCAAAAAGAAUCUCUCGCUAACUAAGGAACAAAUGUAUGCAGCGCAAGAAAUGUUCAAGACUGCAAACAAAGUUACAAGGCCAGAGAAGGCUCUUAUCUUGGGAUUCAUGGCAGGAUCAAGAGAGAACCCUUGCCAAGAACAGGGUGACAUUAUCCAGAUCAAGCUGAGUGAGCACACGGAACUGCUUCCCAAGGCGGAUGGCACAGGCAGCACCACCAUGCUUGUUGAUACGGUCUUUGAAAUGAACUAUGCGACUGGCCAGUGGACCAGACUAAAGAAGUACAAACCGAUAACAAAUGUUUCGUAAAUGGUUGUUAAGAGUGGAAUAUUGAACAGACGGACCAUAGAAUAAGCCAGCAUCUCCAUCAUGGGUCAACUUGGCUGACCGACAUUCCUGUGAAGGCUUUUUUGAAAAACCAUCAAUUACUAGCUGCGGUUGGCUCAAAUGGCAGAACAAGAGCAAAACUACGUGCUUGCAUUUUUGUUAAAGGAGGGCGUGUGUCUGUAUGCAUUUUGUGGGGGGGAAGGGGUGCAGCAGGGAAUCACGACAGCUGCAUGAGCAGAGCUGAAAUGUAUCCACCACCUCCGAAACAUUUGGGGAAGUGAACUAAGGGGAAGGCAGAUUUUUACAGUAGCUGCGCUCCGUUGACCUGAUCCCUGCUUUUAAAAAUGGUCACUGCUGUGUUUGUAGUUCUCUUCUGUAGUUGAUUGAAUGUGACAGAUGUAUUGUUGGAUGCCCCCCCGCCCCCCCCCCCCGUAGUGCUUUUACCAGUCAUUGGGAAAAAGGUGUUCGUAUCUUUUGCAUAAAGCAAUGGGGUGGGAGACACUUUAAACAGUGCUGAAUGGUAAAUACUACUUUCCUACCAGAUUACUCUAUGGCUCAGCCAGCUCCCACCUACCUGGCCUGUGUGCUCACAUGAGACAUAAAUACUUUUUGACAUGUGCACAUAAACAAUGUAACUCGCAAAGUACUCCAGAGACCACAAAAUUAAUCUUGCUGUAAAAAUCCAUAAACUGGAUGAAUGCCUUCCCUGUUGAAACGGAGGACACUAAACACUGUUUAAACUGGUCACUUCUUUAAAGUUGGUACCUUAGUUAACUUGCUUCAAAUUCUCAGGGCCAGCGAUGUUAAUCUUUUACAUGGAAACUGGACUUUGUGUCUACCUAAAGUAUUUUGCACAUAUCACACAAGCUGGCCUUCAGCACAAAAGUUGGAUCCCAUGACCCCCUUCCACCAAGAUUUCCUUCAACAAAGAAAGGCUUUUCUCUACUGGAGGGAGACUUUUUUCAUCAGAAAAGCUCAUUCCCCACUGCAGGAAAACUUAGCAGCACAGUGCCAUAGGAUUCAACUUGGUAUCUGUCAAAAGCUCCUAAAUCUGUUUUGGAUAGUGUAGAUUAUGGGUCAAAGUUGACAAGUAGAUGAUUCAUCCCAGAUUUUUCCGUAGUGAAAUUAGUCACCUCUUGCUGGAAAAUGGUUCUGUAAAAUGGAUUUAACUGGAAAGUGUUUGGCUGACUGGCACGCUUCAAAAGAAUGUUUUCCUCCGUGACCCAUCGAAAUGGGAAACAUUUGGGAAUCCGUGCCCUUAGAGCAAUUUCCUGAUUGCUGUGGUGGUGUUGCAAAUGGCUGUUCUCUAAGAGUUUAAUGUUGACGGCGCUGCCAGUUUACAUACAUAAAUAGAUGGAAUUGCAUUUCCUUCUAAUUAUUUCUUGGGAUUGCAUGCAAUAUGAUGGAACACAAUCUUUUUAAAAAAUAAAACAUGUUGGGGAGCAUCCUGUAGCAGUUACAGGAUAAGAGAGGGCUUUAUGCUGGGCAAGGCUUAAAACGGAGCGGGUUGGUUAUAGGACUGCUAUAACAGGCAGGAAAAUGGGCGACUGCCCAGGUUUUAGCCAGCUUGUCUGAUUUUGCAUGCUUCAAACUUCUUUCUUAUCUGAGAAUUUUAAACCAGGAAGGAAGAAAGGAGAAUGUCUUGCUUUUCAUUUUAUGCCGAUGGAACUAACAGAGAAUCGAAUUCCUCCAAAAUUGCAGUCUUUGGUUUGUUACUUGACUGGAAGCCAGUUCCAUUAAUUAAAUGCACCUAGUCAACACGAGAAAUAUUUGUACUGCUUUUGCCGGUUCCUGGCUGUAAUUUUUGUUUCUAAAUUUCUACUUACUAGCCAAGAUAGCGUUAAAAAAUGAGAAAAUUGUAGUUUCAAAAUUCAUUUGUUGGGAGCACACAAAGAGCUUGACUAUGGAGUAACCUAAAGAUUCCGCAGGGCAGUCUGUUUUUAUUAGACAUAAUGUGAGACAUCUGCCGGUCUGGCUACUAAGCAAUACGUUUGAAAUAUUUCAAACAUGUAGAAGUCAUUGCCUUUUAAAAAUUAAACACUAUGCAAUGGCUUUGCAAGAUUAAACUGAUAAUUGGCACAAAUCCCUCUGUGUGCAAGGGAGGAUCUCAACUAGUUCUCUAGCAUUCAAACCUUACCCGUUAUAAUGAGACCAAGUGUUUAGUGAACAUGACAAUUAAAAUCUGUUUAGUGGCUAUUACUGGAGAUGUGAUUGUUUUAAACUUGCUAAAUAAUUAGCAGUCUUCUAAAGUUUAUCCAUUAUCUUGACCAGUUCUGACAGAGAGCAGAUUAUGUUUAAAUAGCAAUUCUUUAUGUCACAACCUGGCUUAAUGUUUCAUUAAAUUACUUGUUGGUUUAGUUUUACUUGGUAUGCUUGUGCAGGUAAAAUGGAAUAAGCUAGUGCAUGUGAGGAGCAUGAUUAGACUGUUCCAGAAAGGGAGAGCGUGCUAGUGUGAAUAGGCUGCAAAGUAAACCUGGAGAUCUGUAUGCAUUAACAUUUGUGCCCGAACAAUUUGGGUUUACUGUAAGAGGAACUUGCUACUGCAUAUUUCCCCAUGAAUCAAAAUAGCACAAGUUUUGAAAUGCACAAUCAGAUGUGUUGUGUUCACCAGUAAGCAUCAAGGAUGAGCUUGUUUUAACUUGCUAGGGGGCUUUUAAAUAUCCACAAGUUCACCAGUAUUCUGCAUCUAUAUUAACAGCACGAUUGAUAUUCCCUUUCCUGCUACCUGGGCAUCCGGUGGUUUUAAAGUUAAGAAGCAGAGAGUGAAACGAGUCUCAAAUUGAGAGCUACGAGUGGCUGAAUGAAGAGCAAUCCACUCUUAUAAGGAGAGUUUUAUAAAACUUCUCUGUCUAGCAACAUAGUAAGGCACGCAAAGUGCAUUUUGUGGUGGUAAGAUACCAGUAAAUACCCUGUUACGUUUUAAGGUAAGGUAUACAAACCUCCAGAGGUGACUCUAGAGUGCAUGCUGAUUACAUGUAGUGCUGUUCUCACAUUUCCCAAUACAGGAGGCUUUAGUUACGUUUUCAGAGUAACAUGACUGCUGUCUGUGAGAAGAGAGAGGUAUUUGGAGUAUAGGACAUAGGGCAUGCAGAUCACAUUGUAAUGUGUGAUCUACUUCAGCUAUCAGACAAACCACCCUGACACAGAGCUUGUAGACACAAGGUGUAUAGCAAGGAUGUGAUUCUGUUUUUAUGGCAAAGGCAUUUUCUGUUUCUUCAUCCUGGAUAGUUGAUCUGAAGAAUUAACGGAAGAGCCCAGACGAGAAUGGCUAUAGCCACCUUUGUUUUUGGCCGAUUGAGAGAGGUUGAGAAUUCAGUAGCUCUGGUGAAUAGGAUUUACUUUGCACGCUAUUCAUAAAUUUGUUUAAAUUCCAUUUUGCCCAGCUAUGACAAGCAACUAAUGAUAUCCACCAGUUCAAAACCAAUGAUUGGUACUGGAAAUGUGUUGGCACUAACCUAACCCUGACAAAAAUGCAGCUUUCAGUUUAGUGGCAUAUUGGAAGUUACGGGCAAGUAUCCCCUUUGGCAACCUCAUAAUAUUCUGGGAAUCGCAUUUAAGUGCCACUUGCCAAAUUCAUCAAAGGUACUUGAACACCAUAGAGCUUGAAUUGUGUUUUUGCAGCAAGAUGUGAUGGAAGGAAAAGACCAGGUAACUAUUUAAACCAGAACUGUUUAGGAAUAUUGUCCCUUCUAACAGGCAAUGUCGUUUUGUAAAUGUCGCAUAUCUCAUAUUAACAACCCAUACUUUUUCUAUCUAUUUUGUUUUUGUACAGAUGUAAAUUCAAGACCUCAUGUCCUUGGGUACAUAUUUUCAGUGUAAUACAGUAUGUAUAAUAAAGUUCUGAUUUUUCU